This is a messenger RNA of Nilaparvata lugens (brown planthopper), 1199 nucleotides long. Its product is annotated as protein SAND. The record is from RefSeq and is a predicted model, not a curated record. NCBI's taxonomy places the organism in Eukaryota, Metazoa, Arthropoda, Insecta, Hemiptera, Delphacidae. Gene Ontology annotation, biological process: endosome to lysosome transport via multivesicular body sorting pathway; protein targeting to vacuole.
AUACGUGUACAACCAGGUGGUGAGCGUGCUGACACUGACGCAGCUGACGCGCGUGUUCGAGCAGAGAGGCAAUUUCGACCUGCGUCGCCUGUUGGCCGGCUCUGAGCGACUCAUCGACCACCUGCUCCACUUCACAGAGACCCAACCCGGCUUCCUCCUUGGUGCCGUCAAGUGCCUUCCUAUGUCCAGCUCUACCCGCGACCUCAUCAGUCAGACCAUCGUCAACUCUUGUGCCAAAAUAAAGAAUUUAGUGUUUGCAAUAUUAAUAGCUGACAACAAAUUGAUAACAGUUGUGAAAAUGAAGAAGUACAAUCUGCAUCCCGCCGACCUGCACAUAAUUUUCAAUAUGGUCAACUCCUCAGAAUCUUUCAAGCCCGCUGAAAGUUGGACACCUAUUUGCUUACCAACUUUUGAUGCCAGCGCUUACAUGCAUGGGCAUGUUUCAUAUCUUUCUGAAGAUUGUGAGGCCUGCCUACUACUUCUAAGCAUCGAUCGCGACAUGUUUUUCAACCUGUCAGAAGCCAAACAGACCAUUGUCGAUAAACUGCGAAGAAACAAUAGUUUAGAAGCUAUCAAUGAAGCUCUGCAUAAACCGUCGAUUUCUGCUUCCGAUCUGAACAUUGCUAAUGUAUGGCAUUUCCUGUACAAGUACAACAGUGUCGCCCAGUUCUGGGGACCGAAACUAGAAGCGCCCUACGCCAAGAAGGAGGAACAAGAAAGACUCUUGCAUCUCUAUGAGAAGCUGCAUUCAACAGUACACAAGUCUGGCAGAACGUUGAAAUUAGUUUUUCAGCAGUUGCAAACCGAAACUAUGCUAGGAUGGUAUACAAUAUUUUUGCUGAUACCAGUAGGUCUAUGUGAUGUAAUAAUAUGUACGCAGCUAGAGCUUGGUCGAGACGGCAGUGUUGUUUUGUGCUCUCUUAUCUUCGAUAAUGAUUAUCGCUUAGUUUCGCCCUAUGGACUACUGACGGCUUGAGCUUUCCAGCCUAUUUGUAACGUCUGGGUUUGAACUGUAUGUGACGUUUGAUCCAUUAGUGACAAAGAAAAGUGCAAUCAAUGCUAUCAACAAAUUGCUCAACUGGAUGAAAAAGGAAGAGGACAGAUUUUUCAUACUCAAUACUUUCAAUUUUUAGAAUUAAGUCUUCAAGUGUAUUAUAAAUUCUGUAUUAUGUGAAAUAGAUAUAAUAAUUAUAAGUAUA